Echinops telfairi (small Madagascar hedgehog) is the source of this 1783-nucleotide messenger RNA. RefSeq names its product interleukin 11 receptor subunit alpha (gene IL11RA). Bases 48 to 1397 code for a protein of 449 amino acids. Gene Ontology annotation, cellular component: external side of plasma membrane; membrane. Gene Ontology annotation, molecular function: cytokine receptor activity; protein binding. Lineage: Eukaryota; Metazoa; Chordata; Mammalia; Afrosoricida; Tenrecidae. Gene Ontology annotation, biological process: cytokine-mediated signaling pathway. The transcript has 13 exons. The record is from RefSeq and is a predicted model, not a curated record.
GGCCAGGGCUGAGGGCGGAGGGUGCAAGGCGGCGGCGGCCGCGGAAGAUGAGCAGCAGGUGCUCAGGGCUGAGCAGGUUCCUGGUGGCCGUGACUAUAGCCUUGGUAUCUGUUACUUCCCCCUGCCCACAGGCCUGGGACUCCCCAGGGGUCCAAUAUGGGGAGCUUGGCAGAUCUGUGACAGUGUGUUGCCCCGGAGUGCCUACUGGGACCCCGGUGUCCUGGUUUCGAUUCAGAGAGCCAAAGCUACUCCAGGGACUCAGCUCUGGGCAAGGCCAUGAGCUAGUCCUGGCUCAGGCAGACAGUACUGACGAGGGCGUCUAUAUCUGCCGGACCCUGGAUGGUGCUGUUGGAGGCGCAGUGACCCUGCGGCUGGGCUACCCCCCAGCUCUCCCCGAUGUCUCCUGUCAAGCAGUUGACUAUGAGAACUUCUCCUGCACUUGGAGGCCGGGCCAGCUCAACAGUCUCCCCACCCGCUACCUUGUCUCGUACAGGAAGAAGACCGAGCAGGCAGCUGAUGAGCAGAGGCAGGAUGUGAGGGGAGACUCUUCCACUGGGCCCUGGCCAUGCCCACCAGACCCCUCCGGGGCUGCCCGCUGUGUAGUCCAUGGAGCUGAGUUCUGGAGCCAGUACCGGAUCAAUGUGACCGAGGUGAACCCGCUGGGGGCCAAGACACGCCUGCUGGAUAUCAGCUUUCAGAACAUCUUGCACCCUGACCCCCCUCAGGGCUUGCGAGUGGAACCAAUCCCUGGCUAUCCCCACCGCCUGCGUGUUAGCUGGAAGUACCCCGCUACCUGGCCCCACCAGCCCCACUUUCUGCUCAAGUUCCAGCUUCAGUACCGCCCAGUGCAACAUUCAUUCUGGUCCACGGUGGAGGUGGUCGGGCUGGAAGAGGUGAUCACGGACGCCGUGCCUGGGCUGCCUCACGUCGUGAGGGUCAGUUCUCGGGACUUUCUGGAUGCUGGCACGUGGAGUGCCUGGAGUCCUGAGGUCUGGGGGAUGCCAAGCACCGCUGAGCAAUUGAGCCUAGAGCCAGGACAGAGGAUCUCUCCCACAGCAUCUAGCAGUAGGCCCCCUGCUUCAGGGCAUUUCUCAAAGGAGAUACUGACUGCAGGCCAGCCAUCAGCAGAGGACCAGUCAUCACAGGUGGACAGCCUCACUUCCCCAUGUCCUUCCCACCACCUGGACCAGCAGCCUCUUGACCACAGCAUCCCGGUGGAGCAGGUGGCCGUGCUGCUGUCCCUGGGACUUCUCUCUUUCCUGGGACUGGUGGCUGGGGCCCUAAUCCUGGGGCUCUGGCUGAGGCUGAGACUGGGCCGGAAGGAUGGAGCCCCAAAGCGUGGAUUCUUGGGCUUGAUCAGUCCGGUGGACAAGCUUACAAGAGCCUCAGACCUGUAGAGGACCUGGUGGGCAUCAGUUGCUUCCGCCUGUAACUGUACUGGUGCAGAUGGACGGACGGACAGUAGAAUCCCAGGCAGGACAGUCCAUCCCCGCUGUGCGCUGGGAGUGGGAGCUGGAAGUUCUCUGUGAGACCCUGGAUUCCGAACUUGCCAGUUGGUGGAUGUCUGGACCUGAUUCCAUCCUGAAGCUGGAGGUCCAAUCUGAGGACAUGUGUGUCCGUGUGCAUGUCUGCCCAUGUGUGACCACGUGUAUGAGAAGCAGGGAAUAUGUGUUUUCUGCAUGUAUGUAUGUAGUGCCUGAGGAGUGUGUGUGGGUCCUAGACCCUUGGCCUUGCCCCCAAUGGGGUGUGGAGGUGCGAAUAAAGGAGUUCUGUUUGUUGUUAA